AUGGCUUCUUUUAAGUCACGCCAAGACCGAGCAGUGAGCAGAGGAAGUAGUUCCAGCUCAACAGACACAAACAACUCCGUCCAAUCAAAAAGUACCACGCCAACGGUAGUUAGUGAUCGCACCGUGCCAGCGAAGUAUGAGGACUGGGUGGAAGAGUAUGAAGACGGAUUUGAAGACGAGGUUGAAUAUGGCGGCGGGCCGCGUGAUUCAGUCUCAACAUAUGCCUCGACUACCCGCUCUAUAGCGGAUGUUCCAGAAGAAGAAGAAGAAGUAAGGUAUGAAGUAAACGAUCGCCAGGAAAACUUCCCAGGGGAUGCAUUAGCAUCGACACCUUCAUCAUUUGCGUCAUUGUUUCCUUCCACAAGGAGACUUCUCAUUCGCCAUGAUGAUGCUACCAUUGACGGGAACAUGAAUCUGCGAGUUGAUACAGUUGUCCCCCGUCGCGGUGGAUAUCAACAGGAGGUGAUCCUAUUUCAUCUUCGCAUGUAUGAUCUCUUCUCUCGAAAGUUCUCCUUCAGACGCUAUUGUCGCGACUCAGGCCGCGAAGUAUGCCAUUCAACGCGAAAGGAAGCCCCGGUAGCUAGUCAGGAUGGUCCAGGUAAUCGACGGCGCUCACUGAGCAGUGUUCUUGCCAGUUUCAGGCCGGGAUCAAGUGGACAUCCGUUUGGAGGCGAAUUUAAGCGACAGAAUUCGGGGUUCGAGGAUUCAAAGUUCGCUCGUCAUAUUUUGGGGGGCAAUGAAUCAAAAUCGAAAGAAGUGAAAGGGCCGGCGCUUGAGAAUACCAUUUUGUUGGAGUUCUCAAACUAUGCACAUGUGGAAUUGAAAAGACGCGGGCCGGGUGUAGCAAAACGGUACGAAUAUGAAUACUGGUCAACCAAGUAUCAGUGGCGCCGUGAAUUCAGGAAAGAGGGGGAUCUUCGGGAAGUGUCUUACUACCUUGUUGAUACGCGAACUUCUAAAACGAUCGCCCAUUUGGUACCCGAGAUCCUCACGCCACUGGAGGCAGUUGAGGAGGACAGUAAAGGUGGCUGGGUCCCGCCGUGUUCGCUGUGGAUCAGCGAUACAAAUGUCUAUGAACGAAUGCCUGAUAUUGCCGAGUAA
Penicillium angulare is the source of this 1101-nucleotide messenger RNA. RefSeq lists its product as uncharacterized. The coding region runs from base 1 to 1101 and encodes 366 amino acids. The transcript has a single exon. Lineage: Eukaryota; Fungi; Ascomycota; Eurotiomycetes; Eurotiales; Aspergillaceae. The record is from RefSeq and is a predicted model, not a curated record.